CGCCCGCGCCCUCCCAGCUCCCCCACCAGUGCACGAGUUUACCUCUAGAGGUCAUCAGGCAGGAUUUACGACUGGACAACAAAAGCACGUGAUGUGAAGCCGUACCCCAUAUUUGGGUGCCUACGUAGGAGGGAACCAAGUACAUGUCCCAGUCAUUUCCAUAAUUCAUCAUAAAUUGUGCAAGGGUGCUAUAGACGCACAAAACGACCAAGAGCCACAAAUCAAGCACACAUAUCAAAAAACAAAUGAGCUCUUAUUUUGUAAACUCAUUUUGCGGUCGCUAUCCAAAUGGCCCGGACUACCAGUUACAUAAUUAUGGAGAUCACAGCUCGGUGAGCGAGCAAUACAGGGACUCCGCCAGCAUGCACUCCGGCAGGUACGGAUACGGCUACAAUGGCAUGGACCUCAGCGUCGGGCGCUCUGCUUCCACCCACUUUGGUGCCAAUGAGAGACCCCGCAGUUACCCGGCCAACACCACCUCUGCCUCGACAGAGCCCAGGUACAACCAGUCCGCGACGGCUUCCCACUCGCCUCCCCCUGACCCUCUGCCCUGCACCGCCGUGGCCGGUUCGCCUGUCAGCGAGAGUCACCACGGGGUGAAAAACUCCCUCGCCAACUCCACCAGCACUUCGUCCAAUUCCAGCAGCAACACGCACAUCAGCAGAGACGGGGUUGGCACCUCGUCUGGGACUGAGGAAGACACUCCAGCAAGCAGCGAGCAGGCAAGUGCCCCGACCGACCAAAGCACAGCCCAGCCUUCACAGCCCCAGAUCUACCCCUGGAUGCGAAAACUGCACAUAAGUCAUGACAACAUAGGGGGACCAGAAGGGAAAAGGGCUCGGACUGCUUACACCCGCUAUCAGACCUUGGAGCUGGAAAAGGAAUUUCACUUCAAUAGAUACCUGACCCGCAGAAGAAGGAUUGAAAUAGCACAUGCUCUUUGCCUCUCAGAGAGACAAAUAAAGAUCUGGUUCCAAAACAGGAGAAUGAAAUGGAAAAAGGAUAAUAAGCUGAAAAGUAUGAGCAUGGCAGCUGCAGGAGGGGCAUUCCGUCCCUAAGCGUUUGAUCAAUUAAAAGUACUGAGCAGUAUUAGCUGACCCUGCGUCUCAUGUCAGUACUAAGUUGACUUUCUAAAACUUCCUUGUGUUACUUCUGUGAAGAAACCCUGUUAUUGUCGCCCUUAUUCAUCUUUUAAUCAUGAGCCUGUUUAUUACCAUUCUCUCGCGUGUAUAAGUAGAUCUGCUUUUAUCGUACAUUUCUUUGUCUUGAAUGGCUUUGUCUUGAAAAAAAUAAUAGAUGUUUUAACUUAUUUAUAUGAAGCGAGCUGUGUUACUUGAAGUAACUGUUAAAACAAAACAUAACUAAACAAAAAAGAACAAAAAAAAAGGUUAAAAAAAAAAAAGAGAGAGAGAAAGAAGCCCUCCCCCGGUUUAGUACAAAUGUUAUGUGUUGCACUCAACCUGCUUAACUGUGCAUGUGUGGUCAAGUGUUAAUGUCUGUAUAGCUCCAAGCUGUUAAAAAUAUUUUUAUUCAAACUACCUAUAUAAUUCCUGUGUAAUUAAUGCUGUUGUAGAGGUGAAAUGAUGAAAUCAACUGAACUUGUCCUACGUGUAGUGAAUAGUGAAUCUGUGACGAAAACUGUGAUUCCAAGCAGUAUGUCCUUGCUGUGCCUUUGUAUAUGACUCUUUGCACGAACUCUUAGAAGUGGCUCUUAUUAAGCGCAGCUUCUGUGAUGUAUGUUUUUUGUGAACAAAGUUACAAAUAUAGUCAAAGUCUGGCUGUUUGAGCAAACUGUGAUCAGCAUUUUUUUUUUUUUGUAUUUGUUUUUAAAAAAACUGACUGGAAAUCAACAAAAAAAUAAACUUUCUAUUGUAAA
This is a messenger RNA of Columba livia (rock pigeon), 1876 nucleotides long. RefSeq names its product homeobox A5 (gene HOXA5). Gene Ontology annotation, molecular function: DNA-binding transcription factor activity, RNA polymerase II-specific; RNA polymerase II cis-regulatory region sequence-specific DNA binding. Gene Ontology annotation, biological process: anterior/posterior pattern specification; regulation of transcription by RNA polymerase II. The transcript is spliced from 2 exons. Lineage: Eukaryota; Metazoa; Chordata; Aves; Columbiformes; Columbidae. Gene Ontology annotation, cellular component: nucleus. The record is from RefSeq and is a predicted model, not a curated record. Bases 246 to 1058 code for a protein of 270 amino acids.